Molecule: messenger RNA, 786 nt
Organism: Colletotrichum truncatum
Lineage: Eukaryota; Fungi; Ascomycota; Sordariomycetes; Glomerellales; Glomerellaceae
Product: 6-phosphogluconolactonase
Biological process (GO): pentose-phosphate shunt; carbohydrate metabolic process
Molecular function (GO): 6-phosphogluconolactonase activity
Source: RefSeq, a predicted model, not a curated record
AUGAGCAACAAGCAGCCGAACCUCUACGCCUACGAGACGGUCAACGAGCUCGCGCCCGCCUUGCGAGCCUACGUCAUCCAAGCACAAAAUGCCGGUCUGAGCCGUCACGGCGCUUUCAAGGUUGCCGUUUCUGGUGGCUCCCUCCCCAAGACUCUGGCGCAAGCCCUGCUGGCUCCUUCUUCCGGUCCCGAAGAUGCUGUUCAUUUCGACAAGUGGGAGAUCUUCUUCGCUGAUGAGCGCGCCGUUCCUCUCGACCACGAAGACUCCAACUAUGCCCUCCUGAAGAAGGAGCUUCUCGACAAGAUCCCCGAGGAUCUUGGCGCCCCGACCGUCCACCCUAUCGAUACCACCUACCUGAAUGACACCCAGGAGCUGGCCGACCAGUACGAGAAGACUCUUGUCACCAGCUUCGCCAGCCGCGAUAGUGUGCGCCUGCCCAUUUUCGACCUCCUGCUGCUGGGCUCCGGCCCCGACGGCCAUACCUGCAGUCUGUUCCCCGGCCACGAGCUACUGCGUGAGACCACCGCCUGGGUUGCUCCCAUUGAGGACUCCCCCAAGCCCCCGCCGAAGCGCAUCACUCUCACCCUGCCUGUUGUCAACCAUGGCGUCAAGAUUGCCUUUGUCGCCACUGGCGGUGGUAAGAAGGACAUCAUGAAGAGAAUCUUUGAGCAUGGUGACGGUCUCCCCUGCGCUCUCGUCAACGAGGGCGGCGGCGACCGCGUCAGCUGGUUCGUGGACAACCCGGCCGUCGAGGGCGUCAGCUUCCCCCGCCGUUCCUUUUUGUGA